Messenger RNA from Phoenix dactylifera (date palm), 1596 nucleotides. The record is from RefSeq and is a predicted model, not a curated record. Lineage: Eukaryota; Viridiplantae; Streptophyta; Magnoliopsida; Arecales; Arecaceae.
AUGGAUGACGACCGGAGACCACCCUCCCCGGAGCCCAGCGAGCGGUCAGUUUCCCCGGAUACUCCACGGUCUGCAGCAGGUCAGGCAGGCCUAGCCGGAGUGUAUCAGCUUAUGGCGCAAGUGCUGCAACAGCAGCAGAUGAUGCAGUUGGCCGCUAUGCCAUCAGCAGACUCCUGCUAUGAGAGGUUCCGCCGACUGAACCCUCCGACCUUUGAGGGUGGGUCUGAUCCUAUGGCGGCAGAAACAUGGAUCCGGGAGAUGGAAAAGAUGUUCCGAGCCCUCCACUUUCCUGAUGAGGUGACAGUCCGGCUGGCGACCUCUAUGCUGACAGGAAACGCCGAAUACUGGUGGACGGCCAUGGAGACGGCUUAUGCCGUUGACAGACUCACCUGGAGGGACUUUAAGAGGAUAUUUUACAAUCAAUACUUUCCGGACUCAGUUCACCUGGCGAAGCAGAAUGAGUUUUUGACACUGACCCAGACUGACCAGAUGUCCGUUCUGGAGUACGCCAAUAAAUUUAACGAACUGGGACGAUUUUGCCCCCAGUUCAUGGAGGAUGAGAGAAGUAAGGUGAACCGGUUUGAGCAGGGAUUGAGCUUUUCCAGACAAUUACAUAGCACAUCUGAGAAAUUAGUGGAACCAUGGCAUGUUGCUACACCCCUUCAGAAAACCGCAAUUGUUGACACGAAAUAUAAAGAUUGCAUAAUUCAGAUAGGGGAAAAAGAAUUAGAGACAAAUCUUUUACAGCUUGACAUGCAAGACUUUGAUAUUAUCUUGGGCAUGGACUGGAUGUCACAGUAUCACGUCCACAUUGAUUGUUACCACAAGGGGGUGGUAUUUCGGAUACCUGGGGAGCAAGAAUUUUUCCUUCAGGACGAUAUACCCCUUCAAGAUGCUCCUACGCUACACUUUAUUUCUGCCUUGAAAGCUGGAAAGGCUGUGAGAAAAGGGUGUAUGGCCUAUCUGGCCUGUGUAAUGGAUACCCAGAAAAAGACCAAACUGGAAGAUAUUCCAGUAGUCAGAGAAUAUCCGGAUGUCUUCCCGGAGGAAUUACCAGGAUUACCCCCAGACCGAGAGAUCGAAUUCACUAUCGACCUCGCACCAGGAGAGGGGCCAGUCUCCAAGGCUCCUUAUCGGAUGGCCCCUGCUGAGUUAAGGGAAUUGAAGUUCGUGAUAGUUUUUAUCGAUGACAUUUUGAUAUACUCAAAGAGCCGGAAGGAACAUGAAGACCAUUUGAGGGUGGUGCUACAAAUCCUUCGAGAGAAGAGGCUGUAUGCCAAGCUGAACAAAUGUGAGUUCUGGCUGGACAGUGUGGCGUUCCUCGGCCAUAUAAUCUCCAAGGAAGGAGUGUCAGUGGACCCCAAGAAGAUAGAAGCGGUGGUGGAUUGGCCUCGUCCCACCAACUCCAAGGAAAUAAGAAGCUUUUUGGGAUUAGCCGGGUAUUACCGGCGAUUUGUGGAAGGGUUCUCCAAAAUAGCUACCCCCUUGACCCAGUUGACUAAGAAACGGGCCAAGUUUAUCUGGGACGGCAAGUGUGAGAGGAGCUUCCAGGAGCUCAAACAAAGGGAGUCCAUACCUGGUUUUAGUCGGGUGUAG